GACAGAACACGGUGCAGUCUUGUCACCGAGAAAGGAGUUUUGAUUUGCCUCGUCUGCCACGAACUCGGGACCGUCGGUAGUAAUUUAAAAUCUGCCCAUAUAUCGUAGAGAGUUGCGUAGUUUCUGCCGCGAUAGCGUAAAGUAUUCACAUUCUUCCUCCGAAUCAAUCGUUUGCCGAAAUGUCCGCAAGUGCAAGGUUGUUCUCCAAGAUAAGUGGUUUCACUGGUGGUGUUCGGUUCGUCAGCUAUGAAUCAACACGCAAAAAUCUGGCACUAAACAGCAACUCGAAAGUCAUCUGCCAAGGAUUUACCGGCAAGCAGGGAACGUUCCACUCGCAGCAAGCCCUGGAAUAUGGCACCAAGCUGGUCGGUGGUGUCUCGCCCGGUAAGGGUGGCCGUCAGCAUUUAAAUUUACCGGUUUUCAACUCGGUAAAGGAAGCGAAAGCUGCCACCGGUGCGGAUGCGACCGUCAUCUACGUGCCACCGCCGGGUGCGGCAAAGGCCAUUCUCGAAGCAAUCGAAGCGGAGAUGCCACUCAUAGUGUGCAUUACCGAGGGCGUACCGCAGCACGACAUGGUGAAGGUUAAGCAUGCGUUGCUGGCUCAAAACAAAUCUCGUCUUGUCGGACCCAACUGUCCCGGUAUCAUCGCUCCAGAGCAAUGCAAAAUUGGCAUCAUGCCGGGCCACAUUCAUAAGCGUGGAAAGAUCGGCGUAGUUUCCCGUUCGGGCACGUUGACCUACGAGGCGGUACAUCAGACUACCGAGGUUGGCCUAGGUCAAACGCUGUGCGUCGGCAUCGGUGGCGAUCCGUUCAACGGGACCGAUUUUAUCGACUGUUUAGACGUUUUCCUGAAGGACCCCGAAACCAAAGGCAUCAUUCUGAUCGGUGAAAUCGGCGGAGUUGCCGAGGAGAAGGCGGCCGAUUAUUUGCUGCAGUAUAACCAGGGUAUCAAAGCCAAACCGGUCGUCUCGUUCAUAGCCGGUUUAUCCGCUCCACCAGGCCGUCGCAUGGGCCACGCAGGUGCUAUUAUCUCCGGUGGAAAAGGUGGUGCCCAGGAUAAAAUAAAUGCAUUGGAAAAGGCAGGUGUUAUCGUAACUAGAAGCCCGGCCCAGAUGGGCAAAGAGCUGUUGAAGGAAAUGAAGAGAUUAGAGCUUGUUUAAACGCAAAAUAGGAUAUACUACUGUUGGAAACAGCGAUUAGAAACUACUAAGGUAACAUCCCCGAUUUUUUUUCAUCCGGUGCGCCAUUUUUCUCCGUUGCUGAUGUAAUGCGAUGUGUCACGUUAUUGAUCAUGAAGCAUAAAUACAUGUGCA
Messenger RNA from Sabethes cyaneus, 1313 nucleotides. RefSeq names its product succinate--CoA ligase [ADP/GDP-forming] subunit alpha, mitochondrial (gene Scsalpha1). The transcript has 4 exons. Gene Ontology annotation, molecular function: succinate-CoA ligase (GDP-forming) activity; succinate-CoA ligase (ADP-forming) activity. The coding region runs from base 180 to 1160 and encodes 326 amino acids. Gene Ontology annotation, cellular component: succinate-CoA ligase complex (ADP-forming); mitochondrion. The record is from RefSeq and is a predicted model, not a curated record. NCBI's taxonomy places the organism in Eukaryota, Metazoa, Arthropoda, Insecta, Diptera, Culicidae. Gene Ontology annotation, biological process: tricarboxylic acid cycle.